AUACCCAGCCGGGGAGACAAGGGAGAGCGAAUGAAACCGCAGGCACUAGGUACCACAUCGGCAGCACAGGCACUUCCGGUGCAGACCCAAAUCGUCACAGCUGGGACGGAAGUGAGUGGUCCACUUCCUUCCAUAGUCCCUCCCCCAGAGCCUGCGAGACUACACUCCCCAGAUGCCUUGCGCGGGGGCGGAGGCGGCAGGGAUGCUAUGGCGGAGUCGCUGCCCCUGGAGAUACUCACAUAUAUUCUGAGCUUCCUGCCUCUGUCAGAUCAGAAAGAGGCCUCCCUCGUGAAUCGGGCUUGGUACUAUGCAGCCCAGAAUGCCCUUCGGGAGACAAACGUGCGGUACAACAUCCCCGUGUCCUCGGCCUCCCUCCCAGCCAUCGAGAGCCUGGGCCUCAGGGGCAUUUCCUGCAUCGGCCUGACCAACCUGGAUGGCUCACCAGCCUCACAACAGGUGCUGCAGUCUGUUGCCCACCACCUGGGCCCGCACCUGCAGAGCUUGUGCCUCAGUGGGGGCAGCCCCACAGAGGCCUCCUUUGUGACCCUGAUCCUGAGCUGCCCAGCUCUGCGUAGCCUUGACCUCAGUGGCUGCAACAGCCUCUUUGCAUCAGGCAUGCUGCUAGCUCAGCCUGAAAUGGCACAGCGGGUCCACCAGGCACUGAGCAAUCUCCGUGAGCUCAACCUGGCCGGCCUGCGAGACCUGGCGGAUCUCAGUUUCAAUCGGCUCAGCAGUUGUGCCCCCGGCCUGGAGCGCCUCUCCUUGGCCUAUUGUCACCUCACCUUCGAGGUAGGCCCAGCCCGGGGAUCCAUUGGCCCCCAGGACUCCUCCCCCUCCCAACUCUCCUUCUGCAACCUGCUUCGAUUCUUGAAGGAGCGGGCUGGUAGGCUGUACGCCCUGGACCUGAGUGGCACUGGCUUGCCACCCGAGGCCCUGCAGGCCCUGGGCCAGGUGGCCGGGCUACGGCUUCAGGAGCUGAGCCUGCAUAGCUGCCGGGACCUCUCCACAGAGGCCGUGGCUGCCCUUUGCCGCCUACAGCCGGGCCUUACCUCCCUGGACCUCAGCGGCUGCUCAGAACUGGCUGACGGGGCGCUCUUGGCUGUGAGCCGGGGUCUGCGGCACCUGCAGCGCCUGAGGCUGAGGAAGCUGCAGCGGCUGACAGAUGCGGGAUGUACAGCCCUGGGGGGCCUGCACGAGCUACAGAGCCUCGACAUGGCCGAGUGCUGUCUGGUGAGCGGGCGGGAACUGGCCCAGGCCCUGGGCUCGGUGCGCGGAGCUCCACCCCCACUGGCCUCCCUCAGCCUGGCCUACUGCUCCUCACUCAAGGACACCUCAGUGUUCUCCCUGACCCGAGCGCUGGGCCCAAGUCUCAGGGUGCUAGACUUAUCCUCUUGUGUGGCCCUCACCAACCGGACCCUGCAGGCCAUCUGCACCUACCUCACUCCCCUCUCGGUCCUGCGCCUGGCCUGGUGCAAGGAGCUCCGUGACUGGGGGCUUCUGGGACUGGGGGAACCAAGUGAGGAGCCAGCACAGGGAUCCCAGCCACACCCAGAGCUGGAACAUCAGGCCUCAGGCCCCACGGCGGCCCCUUCUCCCCAGCCUCAGGGGCCCUCCCUGCUCAUGCUGCGGGCCCUGCAGGAGUUGGACCUCACAGCCUGCAGCAAGCUGACUGACGCCAGCUUGGCAAAGGUGCUCCGGUUCCCCAGGCUGAGGCACUUGUCACUGAGCCUGUUGCCAGCACUCACAGACGAGGGCUUGGUGGCUGUGGCCAGAGGCUGCCCUAGCCUGGAGCGCUUGGCGCUGAGUCACUGUGGCCUCCUCAGCGAUGAGGGCUGGGCCCAGGCAGCCAGCUCCUGGCCGAGGCUGCAGCACCUCAACCUGUCCAGCUGCAGUCAGCUCACAGAGCAGACGCUGGAUUCCAUUGGGCAGGCAUGCAAGCAGAUCCAGAUGUUAGAUGUCGCCAUGUGCCCUGGUAUUAGCAUGGCUGCCGUCAGGCGAUUCCAAGCCCAACUGCCCCAGGUGACCUGCAUCCAGUCACGCUUCGUAGGAGGGGCUGACCUGACCCUAACACUCUGAGACCAGGUGGGUAAGCAGCCCCUGUUGCUCAGCCUCCACAGUCCCUAGCCCUGGCUUUUGGACCUGGGGUUUGACUCCUGUUUCCCUCUGCUAUGUGCAAGAGCCCCUUCCCCCAGCUGUAAAUACCUUUGCUAGGCCUGGAGGUGGGACUAAUCCAAGGAAGCCCAGGGUGCUUCCUACCCCGGUCUACCCCACAGCCCGGCGAGGGCUUCUUUCCAGCUCCGUGUGGCUGCCACAGGCACCUGCAAGUGCCCGUUCCCGCUCUGCUGGCCAAGCCCGGGUCCGGAAGCACCAGGCCUGUAGGUGGCAGGGGCCGGUGCUGGGGAGGAGCAGACCACCUGCCCUUUGCCCUGCCCACUUCUCCCACCUAAAGCCUGUGCCCCACCUUGCUCCCUACAGGAGCUCCUCUAGUCCCGCACCAGCACUGAACUUUAGCAGCCAAGCCAGCCUUUGUUGUAAACCCAAACGAGAUUAAAAAUUCCAGAUUUUACCUCCUUA
Phyllostomus discolor (pale spear-nosed bat) is the source of this 2574-nucleotide messenger RNA. It is a transcript of the gene LRRC29, whose product is annotated as leucine rich repeat containing 29. Gene Ontology annotation, molecular function: protein binding. Gene Ontology annotation, biological process: SCF-dependent proteasomal ubiquitin-dependent protein catabolic process. NCBI's taxonomy places the organism in Eukaryota, Metazoa, Chordata, Mammalia, Chiroptera, Phyllostomidae. The transcript has 7 exons. Gene Ontology annotation, cellular component: SCF ubiquitin ligase complex. The coding region runs from base 31 to 2076 and encodes 681 amino acids. The record is from RefSeq and is a predicted model, not a curated record.